AUGGCCUUUGCAGAGUUUCUGAGCGGGGCAGGGCGCCUGGAGACCGCCGUCCUGCCUUCCGCCACUUCUUCAGCCAGCCCGCUGCUCUGCCUGACGCGCGGCCUCUCCGCCGUCAUCCCGCCCUCGAGCGGCGGCGGCGGCGGCGGCGCCACCAGCAGCGCCCCGGCUGCACCGGCUGCUGCCCAGCUCACGCUGCCCGACGGCCGCCUGAACGUGGGCACGCACCUGCCCCUACUGGCGCGCCGCUACAAAUACUUGAGCUCUCUGGGGGAGGGAGUCUCUGCACAGGUCAUCCUGGCUGAGGACACGUUGGCGGCUGCUCCAGGCACUCUGGUGGCCAUCAAGUGCCUGCGGCGGCAGCACGCGCUGGCGGGCCAGAGGGAGGCGCGCGCUCUGCGGUACCUGCACGCCGCGGCGCCGGGGGGCGUGGCGCCGGGCGUGGUGCGACUUCUGGACAGCUUCAUGCUGGGGGCGCACCACUGCCUUGUCACAGAGCGGCUGUACCCGUGGCUGCUGGACUGGGUGGCCGAGUCGUCGCAGCUGCCGCAGGACGAGGCGCUCGCGUCGCUGCGCAAGAUAGCGCACCAGCUGCUGAUGACCGUCGCCUUCUUGCACAACCUCGGCCUGGUGUGCGCCGACAUCAAGCCAGACAACCUGCUGCUCUGCCACCCGCCAGGCAGCCACAGCGUGGCGCUGCGCCUGGUGGACUUUGGCGGCUGCUUCAGCCUGACCGAGACCGACACGCAGGCGGUGGGGUGCGAGGUGCAGACGCUGCCCUACCGCGCGCCAGAGGCCGCCAUGGGGCUGCCCUACGGCGCCGCCAUCGACCUGUGGUCUGUGGGGGUGGUGCUGGCUGAGGUGGCGCUGAAGCGGGCGCUGCUGCCGUGCGCCACGCCUCGGGACCUGCUGCAUCAGAUGGUCACGCUGCUGGGCCCGCUGCCGGAGCACAUGGUUCGCGGCUCGGCGGCGGCACAAGAGAUGGGCCUGGCAGCCCUGGGCGGGCAUGCGGCGCGGCAGGCGGCGCGCGCGCCUCAGACGACGCUGACGCGCGAGCUGGAGCAGCGGGUGGCUGCUGCCGGGGUGCCCGAGCUGGCCCUGCCCGGGCCGCGCCGCGCGUGCCAGCUUCGCGAUGAGCUGGCGGCGGUGGAUGCGGGCUGUGCUGACCUGGUGAUGCGCCUACUGGCAUAUGACCCCGCCCAGCGCCUCACCGCGCACCAGGCCCUCCUACACCCCUGGUUUGAUGCGGCCUGCCCCCUGCGGGCCGUCUUUCCUCAGCUGGAGGAGCUGUACCGCGUGCAGCAGGCUGCGCUGCGCACAGAAGCCGGCACCACGGCGGCUGGUGCAGCUGCCGGCGCUGCGACGCCUGCACCAGCCAAGCCAGCACCAGCGCCUGCGCAGCCGGCACGCGCGCCGCUGCCGGUUGCAGGUAGCCCUGCCGCGCCGUCCCCGCUGCCAGGCGCCGUGGCCGCGGCUGCAGCAGCGGAGGCGGAGGCAGCCGAGGCGGCGGCGGUGGCUGCUGCCCUGCCUGCCACAGUGCAGCGGCGGUGGCAGGCUGUGCUAGACCCCGGCACCGCACACCUGCUGCUGGGCUCCCAGGCAUCCAAGGCUGGCAGCGGCAGGCAGCAGCAGCAGGCGGGGGAGCGCGGGCAGCCGUGGCAGGCGCUGUCGGCAGCGCUGGCUCAGCCCAAGCCGGCGCUGUCCAAGCUGCCUGCAGCCCAGCUGGCGGCGCAGCAGUGGGAUCAGCAGCAGCAGCUGGCUUCACGCGACCCUUAUGCUGGAGCCUUCUCACUAGAGGUCACCCCACCCAAGGGGCAGGCAGUAGUGCCGGCAGAGCCCCAGCGGCAGCAACAGCAGGAGCAGGAGCCGCCGUCGCCACUGCAGCCGCCACAACCGCCGCAGCCGCCACAACCGCUGCCGCUGCCGCCGCCGCCGCAGCAGCAGCAGCAGCCCCAGGCUACUGCCGCUGCCACGGUGGGCGAUGCAGCGGGAGAGAGGGUCCCUGAGGCGGCGCCAGGUGCAGAUGGGGCUGCCACUGGCAAGCGCAGAGGUAGUAAGCGUGGUGGGCCCGGCACCGGCGGGAUCAGCAAGACGCCGCGUAGAACGAGCGUCAAGGCAGCUGCGCAGCAGCAGCAGCAGCAGCAGCAGCAGGAGGCAGAGGAGGAGCAGGCAAAGGUAUUUGACCUUCUGCUGGAGGCAGCAGCCGCAGACAGUGAGGAGGAAGAGCGGCAGGGUGCGCCGGCAGUGGCAGGCCGCUCAGGAUCCAAGCCGCCGCGCAGGAAGCAACAAGCAGGCAACGUUGGCAGCGCCAACGCUGCUGGUGCUGGCAGAGGGAAAGCAGGGGCAAAGCCUGCGGCUGGUGCGGGCGCAGAGCGGGGGCGUGGCCAGGCCAAGAAACAGCUGCAGCAGCAGCGCCUGCCGACUCCGUCGGUGGCAGCCAGCAGCGGCGCGGUGCCAGCGGGCAAGACACCAGCCACGGCGCGUGCCAUAGCACGCCAGCCGGCUGCUGGUGCAGGCGGCAAGAGCAGCAAGAAGGCGCAGCAGCAGCAGCCCGCUGUGUUGAGCAAGGUUGGCGAGGGCAGGAGUGCUGCCCAGAAGCGCAAGCCGGCUGCUGAUGGGGCUGGCGGCAGCCAGCCUGCUCAGCUGGAUGGGGCAGCAGGCAUAGCCCUGACGAAGCAGAAGGCAGGCAUCGCUCAGGAGCCGGCCGCUGCUGGUGCUAGUCCAGCUGCUGCGGACGCGGCGCCGCCAGCCACAGCUCGGAAGAAGCAAAGAACGGACGCCGUUCACGUUGCGGGCGCAGCAGAGGCGGCGCCGCCAGGCACCAUUGCCCGGCAGCGGCGGGAGACGCAGCAAGGCAAUAAGGUGCCGUGGUGGGUGGUGCGAGGCUGA
Chlorella variabilis is the source of this 2886-nucleotide messenger RNA. RefSeq lists its product as hypothetical. Gene Ontology annotation, molecular function: protein serine/threonine kinase activity; ATP binding. Bases 1 to 2886 code for a protein of 961 amino acids. Lineage: Eukaryota; Viridiplantae; Chlorophyta; Trebouxiophyceae; Chlorellales; Chlorellaceae. Gene Ontology annotation, biological process: peptidyl-serine phosphorylation; peptidyl-threonine phosphorylation. The transcript is spliced from 9 exons. The record is from RefSeq and is a predicted model, not a curated record.